Molecule: messenger RNA, 14339 nt
Organism: Caenorhabditis auriculariae
Lineage: Eukaryota; Metazoa; Nematoda; Chromadorea; Rhabditida; Rhabditidae
Source: the annotation of a GenBank genome assembly
AUGGAAACUCCGUCCUUUCCGACGGCUGAUCAGGUUGGUUUCAUAUCGGAAUAAAAACUAAAACUAUUUUUUCAGCACAAUAUUUUCAAGCCCCUCCGAACUGCGACAACGCGUUUCUUCAUCGUCUGCCGCCACGGCUUUCUGCGUCUAGGAAGAUGGGCGUCCGUCCUUUCCGACGGCUGAUCAGGUUGGUUUCAUAUCGGAAUAAAAACUAAAACUAUUUUUUCAGCACAAUAUUUUCAACCCCCUUCAAACUGCGACCACACGCUCCUCCACCGUCUAGCCCUACGGCUUCCUGCGUCUAGGAAGAUGGGCGUCCCGUCCUUUCCGACGGCUGAUCAGGUGGGUUUCAUAUUGGAAUAAGAACUAAAACUAUUUUUUUCAGCACAAUAUUUUCAAGCCCCUCCGAACUGCGACAACGCGUUUCUUCAUCGUCUGCCGCCACGGCUUUCUGCGUCUAGGAAGAUGGGCGUCCGUCCUUUCCGACGGCUGAUCAGGUUGGGUUUCAUAUUGGAAUAAAGAACUAUAAACUAUUUUUUUCAGCACAAUAUUUUCAACCCCCUUCAAACUGCGACCACACGCUCCUCCACCGUCUAGCCUACGGCUUUCCUGCGUCUAGGAAGAUGGGCAUCCCGUCCUUUCCGACGGCUGAUCAGGUUGGUUUCAUAUCGGAAUAAAAAAACUAAAACUAUUUUUUUCAGCACAAUAUUUUUCAAGCCCCUCCGAAGUGCGACAACGCGCUCCAUCACCGUCUAGCCCCACGGCUUCCUGCGUCUAGGAAGAUGGAGCGUCCGUCCUUUCCGACGGCUGAUCAGGUUGGGUUUCAUAUCGGAAUAAAAAAACUAAAACUAUUUUUUUCAGCACAAUAUUUUCAAGCCCCUCCGAAGUGCGACAACGCGCUCCAUCACCGUCUAGCCCCACGGCUUCCUGCGUCUAGGAAGAUGAAACGUCCGUCCUUUCCGACGGCUGAUCAGGUUGGGUUUCAUAUCGGAAUAAAAAAACUAAAAACUAUUUUUUUCAGCACAAUAUUUUCAAGCCCCUCCGAACUGCGACAACGCGUUUCUUCAUCGUCUGCCGCCACGGCUUUCUGCGUCUAGGAAGAUGGGCGUCCGUCCUUUCCGACGGCUGAUCAGGUUGGUUUCAUAUCGGAAUAGAAAACUAAAACUAUUUUUUUCAGCACAAUAUUUUUCAACCCCCUUCAAACUGCGACCACACGCUCCUCCACCGUCUAGCCUACGGCUUCCUGCGUCUAGGAAGAUGGGCAUCCCGUCCUUUCCGACGGCUGAUCAGGUGGGUUUCAUAUUGGAAUAAGAACUAAAACUAUUUUUUUCAGCACAAUAUUUUUCAAGCCCCUCCGAACUGCGACAACGCGUUUCUUCAUCGUCUGCCGCCACGGCUUUCUGCGUCUAGGAAGAUGGGCGUCCGUCCUUUCCGACGGCUGAUCAGGUUGGUUUCAUAUUGGAAUAAGAACUAUAACUAUUUUUUCAGCACAAUAUUUUCAACCCCCUUCAAACUGCGACCACACGCUCCUCCACCGUCUAGCCUACGGCUUCCUGCGUCUAGGAAGAUGGGCACCCGUCCUUUCCGACGGCUGAUCAGGUUGGUUUCAUAUCGGAAUAAAAACUAAAACUAUUUUUUCAGCACAAUAUUUUCAAGCCCCUCCGAAGUGCGACAACGCGCUCCAUCACCGUCUAGCCCCACGGCUUCCUGCGUCUAGGAAGAGGAAACUCCGUCCUUUCCGACGGCUGAUCAGGUUGGUUUCAUAUCGGAAUAAAAACUAAAACUAUUUUUUCAGCACAAUAUUUUCAAGCCCCUCCGAAGUGCGACAACGCGCUCCAUCACCGUCUAGCCCCACGGCUUCCUGCGUCUAGGAAGAUGGGAAACGUCCGUCCUUUCCGACGGCUGAUCAGGUUGGGUUUCAUAUCGGAAUAAAAAAACUAAAACUAUUUUUUUCAGCACAAUAUUUUCAAGCCCCUCCGAAGUGCGACAAAGCGUUUCUUCAUCGUCUGGCCCCACGGCUUCCUGCGUCUAGGAAGAUGGGAAACUCCGUCCUUUCCGACGGCUGAUCAGGUUGGGUUUCAUAUCGGAAUAAAAAAACUAAAACUAUUUUUUUCAGCACAAUAUUUUUCAAGCCCCUCCGAAGUGCGACAACGCGCUCCAUCACCGUCUAGCCCCACGGCUUUCCUGCGUCUAGGAAGAUGGGAAACUCCGUCCUUUCCGACGGCUGAUCAGGUUGGGUUUCAUAUCGGAAUAAAAAAACUAAAACUAUUUUUUUCAGCACAAUAUUUUCAAGCCCCUCCGAAGUGCGACAACGCGCUCCAUCACCGUCUAGCCCCACGGCUUCCUGCGUCUAGGAAGAGGGAAACUCCGUCCUUUCCGACGGCUGAUCAGGUUGGUUUCAUAUCGGAAUAAAAAAACUAAAAACUAUUUUUUUCAGCACAAUAUUUUCAAGCCCCUCCGAAGUGCGACAAAGCGUUUCUUCACCGUCUAGCCCCACGGCUUCCUGCGUCUAGGAAGAGGGAAACUCCGUCCUUUCCGACGGCUGAUCAGGUUGGUUUCAUAUCGGAAUAAAAAAACUAAAAACUAUUUUUUUCAGCACAAUAUUUUUCAACCCCCUUCAAACUGCGACCACACGCUCCUCCACCGUCUAGCCUACGGCUUCCUGCGUCUAGGAAGAUGGGCACCCGUCCUUUCCGACGGCUGAUCAGGUGGGUUUCAUAUUGGAAUAAGAACUAAAAACUAUUUUUUUCAGCACAAUAUUUUCAACCCCCUUAAACUGCGACCACACGCUCCUCCACCGUCUCAGCCUACGGCUUUCUGCGUCUAGGAAGAUGGGCGUCCGUCCUUUCCGACGGCUGAUCAGGUUGGGUUUCAUAUCGGAAUAAAAAAACUAAAAACUAUUUUUUUCAGCACAAUAUUUUCAACCCCCUUCAAACUGCGACCACACGCUCCUCCACCGUCUAGCCUACGGCUUCCUGCGUCUAGGAAGAUGGGCAUCCCGUCCUUUCCGACGGCUGAUCAGGUGGGUUUCAUAUUGGAAUAAAGAACUAAAAACUAUUUUUUUCAGCACAAUAUUUUUCAACCCCCUUCAAACUGCGACCACACGCUCCUCCACCGUCUAGCCUACGGCUUUCUGCGUCUAGGAAGAUGGGCGUCCGUCCUUUCCGACGGCUGAUCAGGUUGGGUUUCAUAUCGGAAUAAAAACUAAAACUAUUUUUUCAGCAAAAUAUUUUCAAGCCCCUCCGAACUGCGACAACGCGUUUCUUCAUCGUCUGCCGCCACGGCAUUCUGCGUCUAGGAAGAUGGGCGUCCGUCCUUUCCGACGGCUGAUCAGGUUGGGUUUCAUAUCGGAAUAAAAACUAAAACUAUUUUUUUCAGCACAAUAUUUUUCAAGCCCCUUCGAAACUGCGACAACGCGCUCCAUCACCGUCUAGCCCCACGGCUUUCUGCGUCUAGGAAGAUGGGCGUCCGUCCUUUCCGACGGCUGAUCAGGUGGGUUCCAUAUUGGAAUAAAAACUAAAACUAUUUUUUCAGCACAAUAUUUUCAAGCCCCUUCGAACUGCGACAACGCGCUCCAUCACCGUCUAGCCCCACGGCUUCCUGCGUCUAGGAAGAGGAAACUCCGUCCUUUCCGACGGCUGAUCAGGUUGGUUUCAUAUUGGAAUAAGAACUAAAACUAUUUUUUCAGCACAAUAUUUUCAACCCCCUUCAAACUGCGACCACACGCUCCUCCACCGUCUAGCCUACGGCUUCCUGCGUCUAGGAAGAUGGGCGUCCGUCCUUUCCGACGGCUGAUCAGGUGGGUUCCAUAUUGGAAUAAAAACUAAAACUAUUUUUUCAGCAAAAUAUUUUCAAGCCCCUCCGAACUGCGACAACGCGUUUCUUCAUCGUCUGCCGCCACGGCUUUCUGCGUCUAGGAAGAUGGGCGUCCGUCCUUUCCGACGGCUGAUCAGGUUGGUUUCAUAUCGGAAUAAAAACUAAAACUAUUUUUUCAGCACAAUAUUUUCAACCCCCUUCAAACUGCGACCACACGCUCCUCCACCGUCUAGCCUACGGCUUCCUGCGUCUAGGAAGAUGGGCACCCGUCCUUUCCGACGGCUGAUCAGGUGGGUUUCAUAUUGGAAUAAGAACUAAAACUAUUUUUUCAGCACAAUAUUUUCAAGCCCCUCCGAACUGCGACAACGCGUUUCUUCAUCGUCUGCCGCCACGGCUUUCUGCGUCUAGGAAGAUGGGCGUCCGUCCUUUCCGACGGCUGAUCAGGUUGGUUUCAUAUUGGAAUAAGAACUAUAACUAUUUUUUCAGCACAAUAUUUUCAACCCCCUUCAAACUGCGACCACACGCUCCUCCACCGUCUAGCCUACGGCUUCCUGCGUCUAGGAAGAUGGGCACCCGUCCUUUCCGACGGCUGAUCAGGUUGGUUUCAUAUCGGAAUAAAAACUAAAACUAUUUUUUCAGCACAAUAUUUUCAAGCCCCUCCGAAGUGCGACAACGCGUUUCUUCAUCGUCUGGCCCCACGGCUUCCUGCGUCUAGGAAGAGGAAACUCCGUCCUUUCCGACGGCUGAUCAGGUUGGUUUCAUAUCGGAAUAAAAACUAAAACUAUUUUUUCAGCACAAUAUUUUCAAGCCCCUUCGAACUGCGACAACGCGCUCCAUCACCGUCUAGCCUACGGCUUCCUGCGUCUAGGAAGAUGGGCACCCGUCCUUUCCGACGGCUGAUCAGGUGGGUUUCAUAUUGGAAUAAGAACUAAAACUAUUUUUUCAGCACAAUAUUUUCAACCCCCUUAAACUGCGACCACACGCUCCUCCACCGUCUAGCCUACGGCUUUCUGCGUCUAGGAAGAUGGGCGUCCGUCCUUUCCGACGGCUGAUCAGGUUGGUUUCAUAUCGGAAUAAAAACUAAAACUAUUUUUUCAGCACAAUAUUUUCAACCCCCUUCAAACUGCGACCACACGCUCCUCCACCGUCUAGCCUACGGCUUCCUGCGUCUAGGAAGAUGGGCACCCGUCCUUUCCGACGGCUGAUCAGGUGGGUUUCAUAUUGGAAUAAGAACUAAAACUAUUUUUUCAGCACAAUAUUUUCAACCCCCUUCAAACUGCGACCACACGCUCCUCCACCGUCUAGCCUACGGCUUUCUGCGUCUAGGAAGAUGGGCGUCCGUCCUUUCCGACGGCUGAUCAGGUUGGUUUCAUAUCGGAAUAAAAACUAAAACUAUUUUUUCAGCAAAAUAUUUUCAAGCCCCUCCGAACUGCGACAACGCGUUUCUUCAUCGUCUGCCGCCACGGCAUUCUGCGUCUAGGAAGAUGGGCGUCCGUCCUUUCCGACGGCUGAUCAGGUUGGUUUCAUAUCGGAAUAAAAAAACUAAAACUAUUUUUUUCAGCACAAUAUUUUCAAGCCCCCUUCGAAACUGCGACAACGCGCUCCAUCACCGUCUAGCCCCACGGCUUUCUGCGUCUAGGAAGAUGGGCGUCCGUCCUUUCCGACGGCUGAUCAGGUGGGUUCCAUAUUGGAAUAAAAAAACUAAAAACUAUUUUUUUCAGCACAAUAUUUUCAAGCCCCUUCGAACUGCGACAACGCGCUCCAUCACCGUCUAGCCCCACGGCUUCCUGCGUCUAGGAAGAUGGGAAACUCCGUCCUUUCCGACGGCUGAUCAGGUUGGGUUUCAUAUUGGAAUAAAGAACUAAAACUAUUUUUUUCAGCACAAUAUUUUCAACCCCUUCAAACUGCGACCACACGCUCCUCCACCGUCUAGCCCUACGGCUUCCUGCGUCUAGGAAGAUGGGCGUCCGUCCUUUCCGACGGCUGAUCAGGUGGGUUCCAUAUUGGAAUAAAAAAACUAAAAACUAUUUUUUUCAGCACAAUAUUUUUCAACCCCCUUCAAACUGCGACCACACGCUCCUCCACCGUCUAGCCUACGGCUUCCUGCGUCUAGGAAGAUGGGCGUCCGUCCUUUCCGACGGCUGAUCAGGUGGGUUCCAUAUUGGAAUAAAAACUAAAACUAUUUUUUCAGCACAAUAUUUUCAACCCCCUUCAAACUGCGACCACACGCUCCUCCACCGUCUAGCCUACGGCUUCCUGCGUCUAGGAAGAUGGGCGUCCGUCCUUUCCGACGGCUGAUCAGGUUGGUUUCAUAUUGGAAUAAGAACUAAAACUAUUUUUUCAGCACAAUAUUUUCAAGCCCCUUCGAACUGCGACAACGCGCUCCAUCACCGUCUAGCCCUACGGCUUUCUGCGUCUAGGAAGAUGGGCGUCCGUCCUUUCCGACGGCUGAUCAGGUGGGUUUCAUAUUGGAAUAAGAACUAAAAACUAUUUUUUUCAGCACAAUAUUUUCAAGCCCCUUCGAACUGCGACAACGCGCUCCAUCACCGUCUAGCCCCACGGCUUCCUGCGUCUAGGAAGAUGGGGAAACUCCGUCCUUUCCGACGGCUGAUCAGGUUGGGUUUCAUAUCGGAAUAAAAAAACUAAAAACUAUUUUUUUCAGCACAAUAUUUUCAAGCCCCCUUCGAAACUGCGACAACGCGCUCCAUCACCGUCUAGCCCCACGGCUUUCUGCGUCUAGGAAGAUGGGCGUCCGUCCUUUCCGACGGCUGAUCAGGUGGGUUUCAUAUUGGAAUAAGAACUAAAACUAUUUUUUCAGCACAAUAUUUUCAAGCCCCUUCGAACUGCGACAACGCGCUCCAUCACCGUCUAGCCCCACGGCUUCCUGCGUCUAGGAAGAGGAAACUCCGUCCUUUCCGACGGCUGAUCAGGUUGGUUUCAUAUCGGAAUAAAAACUAAAACUAUUUUUUCAGCACAAUAUUUUCAAGCCCCUUCGAACUGCGACAACGCGCUCCAUCACCGUCUAGCCCCACGGCUUUCUGCGUCUAGGAAGAUGGGCGUCCGUCCUUUCCGACGGCUGAUCAGGUGGGUUUCAUAUUGGAAUAAGAACUAAAACUAUUUUUUCAGCACAAUAUUUUCAAGCCCCUUCGAACUGCGACAACGCGUUUCUUCAUCGUCUGGCCCCCACGGCUUCCUGCGUCUAGGAAGAGGAAACUCCGUCCUUUCCGACGGCUGAUCAGGUUGGUUUCAUAUCGGAAUAAAAACUAAAACUAUUUUUUCAGCACAAUAUUUUCAAGCCCCUUCGAACUGCGACAACGCGCUCCAUCACCGUCUAGCCUACGGCUUCCUGCGUCUAGGAAGAUGGGCGUCCGUCCUUUCCGACGGCUGAUCAGGUUGGUUUCAUAUCGGAAUAAAAAAACUAAAAACUAUUUUUUUCAGCACAAUAUUUUCAACCCCCUUAAACUGCGACCACAGGCUCCUCCACCGUCUAGCCUCACGGCUUUCUGCGUCUAGGAAGAGGGAAACUCCGUCCUUUCCGACGGCUGAUCAGGUUGGUUUCAUAUCGGAAUAAAAAAACUAAAACUAUUUUUUUCAGCACAAUAUUUUCAAGCCCCUUCGAACUGCGACAACGCGCUCCAUCACCGUCUAGCCCCACGGCUUCCUGCGUCUAGGAAGAGGAAACUCCGUCCUUUCCGACGGCUGAUCAGGUUGGUUUCAUAUCGGAAUAAAAACUAAAACUAUUUUUUCAGCACAAUAUUUUCAAGCCCCUUCGAACUGCGACAACGCGCUCCAUCACCGUCUAGCCCCACGGCUUCCUGCGUCUAGGAAGAGGGAAACUCCGUCCUUUCCGACGGCUGAUCAGGUUGGUUUCAUAUCGGAAUAAAAAAACUAAAAACUAUUUUUUUCAGCACAAUAUUUUCAACCCCCUUCAAACUGCGACCACACGCUCCUCCACCGUCUGGCCUACGGCUUCCUGCGUCUAGGAAGAUGGGCACCCGUCCUUUCCGACGGCUGAUCAGGUGGGUUUCAUAUUGGAAUAAGAACUAAAAACUAUUUUUUUUCAGCACAAUAUUUUCAACCCCCUUCAAACUGCGACCACACGCUCCUCCACCGUCUAGCCUACGGCUUCCUGCGUCUAGGAAGAUGGGCACCCGUCCUUUCCGACGGCUGAUCAGGUUGGUUUCAUAUCGGAAUAAAAAAACUAAAAACUAUUUUUUUCAGCACAAUAUUUUCAACCCCCUUAAACUGCGACCACACGCUCCUCCACCGUCUAGCCUACGGCUUUCUGCGUCUAGGAAGAUGGGAAACUCCGUCCUUUCCGACGGCUGAUCAGGUUGGUUUCAUAUCGGAAUAAAAACUAAAACUAUUUUUUCAGCACAAUAUUUUCAAGCCCCUUCGAACUGCGACAACGCGCUCCAUCACCGUCUAGCCCCACGGCUUCCUGCGUCUAGGAAGAGGAAACUCCGUCCUUUCCGACGGCUGAUCAGGUUGGGUUUCAUAUCGGAAUAAAAACUAAAACUAUUUUUUCAGCACAAUAUUUUCAACCCCCUUCAAACUGCGACCACACGCUCCUCCACCGUCUGGCCUACGGCUUCCUGCGUCUAGGAAGAUGGGCGUCCGUCCUUUCCGACGGCUGAUCAGGUGGGUUUCAUAUCGGAAUAAAAACUAAAACUAUUUUUUCAGCACAAUAUUUUCAAGCCCCUUCGAACUGCGACAACGCGCUCCAUCACCGUCUAGCCCCACGGCUUCCUGCGUCUAGGAAGAGGAAACUCCGUCCUUUCCGACGGCUGAUCAGGUGGGUUUCAUAUUGGAAUAAAAACUAAAACUAUUUUUUCAGCACAAUAUUUUCAAGCCCCUUCGAACUGCGACAACGCGCUCCAUCACCGUCUAGCCCCACGGCUUUCUGCGUCUAGGAAGAGGAAACUCCGUCCUUUCCGACGGCUGAUCAGGUGGGUUUCAUAUUGGAAUAAAAAAACUAAAAACUAUUUUUUUCAGCACAAUAUUUUCAAGCCCCCUUCGAACUGCGACAACGCGCUCCAUCACCGUCUAGCCCCACGGCUUUCUGCGUCUAGGAAGAGGGAAACUCCGUCCUUUCCGACGGCUGAUCAGGUGGGUUUCAUAUUGGAAUAAAAACUAAAACUAUUUUUUCAGCACAAUAUUUUCAAGCCCCUUCGAACUGCGACAACGCGCUCCAUCACCGUCUAGCCCCACGGCUUUCUGCGUCUAGGAAGAGGAAACUCCGUCCUUUCCGACGGCUGAUCAGGUGGGUUUCAUAUCGGAAUAAAAACAAAACUAUUUUUUCAGCACAAUAUUUUCAAGCCCCUACGAAGUGCGACAACGCGCUCCAUCACCGUCUAGCCCCACGGCUUUCUGCGUCUAGGAAGAUGGGCGUCCGUCCUUUCCGACGGCUGAUCAGGUGGGUUUCAUAUCGGAAUAAAAAAACUAAAAACUAUUUUUUUCAGCACAAUAUUUUCAAGCCCCCUCCGAAGUGCGACAACGCGCUCCAUCACCGUCUAGCCCCACGGCUUCCUGCGUCUAGGAAAAGGAAACUCCGUCCUUUCCGACGGCUGAUCAGGUUGGUUUCAUAUCGGAAUAAAAAAACUAAAACUAUUUUUUCAGCACAAUAUUUUCAAGCCCCUACGAAGUGCGACAACGCGCUCCAUCACCGUCUAGCCCCACGGCUUUCUGCGUCUAGGAAGAUGGGCGUCCGUCCUUUCCGACGGCUGAUCAGGUGGGUUUCAUAUCGGAAUAAAAACUAAAACUAUUUUUUCAGCACAAUAUUUUCAAGCCCCUCCGAAGUGCGACAACGCGCUCCAUCACCGUCUAGCCCCACGGCUUCCUGCGUCUAGGAAAAGGGAAACUCCGUCCUUUCCGACGGCUGAUCAGGUUGGUUUUCAUAUCGGAAUAAAAAAACUAAAACUAUUUUUUUCAGCACAAUAUUUUCAAGCCCCUUCGAACUGCGACAACGCGCUCCAUCACCGUCUAGCCCCACGGCUUCCUGCGUCUAGGAAAGAGGGAAACUCCGUCCUUUCCGACGGCUGAUCAGGUUGGGUUUCAUAUCGGAAUAAAAAAACUAAAACUAUUUUUUUCAGCACAAUAUUUUCAAGCCCCCUUCGAACUGCGACAACGCGCUCCAUCACCGUCUAGCCCCACGGCUUCCUGCGUCUAGGAAAAGGAAACUCCGUCCUUUCCGACGGCUGAUCAGGUUGGUUUCAUAUCGGAAUAAAAACUAAAACUAUUUUUUCAGCACAAUAUUUUCAAGCCCCUUCGAACUGCGACAACGCGCUACAUCACCGUCUAGCCCCACGGCUUCCUGCGUCUAGGAAAAGGAAACUCCGUCCUUUCCGACGGCUGAUCAGGUUGGUUUCAUAUCGGAAUAAAAAAACUAAAAACUAUUUUUUUCAGCACAAUAUUUUCAAGCCCCUUCGAACUGCGACAACGCGCUCCAUCACCGUCUAGCCCCACGGCUUCCUGCGUCUAGGAAAGAGGAAACUCCGUCCUUUCCGACGGCUGAUCAGGUUGGUUUCAUAUCGGAAUAAAAAAACUAAAAACUAUUUUUUUCAGCACAAUAUUUUCAAGCCCCUUCGAACUGCGACAACGCGCUACAUCACCGUCUAGCCCCACGGCUUCCUGCGUCUAGGAAAGAGGAAACUCCGUCCUUUCCGACGGCUGAUCAGGUUGGUUUCAUAUCGGAAUAAAAAAACUAAAACUAUUUUUUUCAGCACAAUAUUUUUCAAGCCCCUUCGAACUGCGACAACGCGCUACAUCACCGUCUAGCCCCACGGCUUUCUGCGUCUAGGAAGAUGGGCGUCCGUCCUUUCCGACGGCUGAUCAGGUGGGUUUCAUAUCGGAAUAAAAACUAAAACUAUUUUUUCAGCACAAUAUUUUCAAGCCCCUCCGAAGUGCGACAACGCGCUCCAUCACCGUCUAGCCCCACGGCUUCCUGCGUCUAGGAAAAGGAAACUCCGUCCUUUCCGACGGCUGAUCAGGUUGGUUUCAUAUCGGAAUAAAAACUAAAACUAUUUUUUCAGCACAAUAUUUUCAAGCCCCUUCGAACUGCGACAACGCGCUACAUCACCGUCUAGCCCCACGGCUUCCUGCGUCUAGGAAAAGGAAACUCCGUCCUUUCCGACGGCUGAUCAGGUUGGUUUCAUAUCGGAAUAAAAAAACUAAAAACUAUUUUUUUCAGCACAAUAUUUUCAAGCCCCUUCGAACUGCGACAACGCGUUUCUUCAUCGUCUGGCCCUCACGGCUUCCUGCGUCUAGGAAGAGGGAAACUCCGUCCUUUCCGACGGCUGAUCAGGUUGGUUUCAUAUCGGAAUAAAAAAACUAAAACUAUUUUUUUUCAGCACAAUAUUUUCAACCCCCUUCAAACUGCGACCACACGCUCCUCCACCGUCUAGCCUACGGCUUCCUGCGUCUAGGAAGAUGGGCACCCGUCCUUUCCGACGGCUGAUCAGGUUGGUUUCAUAUCGGAAUAAAAACUAAAACUUUUUUUCAGCACAAUAUUUUCAACCCCCUUAAACUGCGACCACACGCUCCUCCACCGUCUAGCCUACGGCUUUCUGCGUCUAGGAAGAUGGGCGUCCGUCCUUUCCGACGGCUGAUCAGGUUGGUUUCAUAUCGGAAUAAAAACUAAAACUAUUUUUUCAGCACAAUAUUUUCAAGCCCCUUCGAACUGCGACAACGCGCUCCAUCACCGUCUAGCCCCACGGCUUCCUGCGUCUAGGAAAAGGGAAACUCCGUCCUUUCCGACGGCUGAUCAGGUUGGGUUUCAUAUCGGAAUAAAAACUAAAAACUAUUUUUUUCAGCACAAUAUUUUUCAAGCCCUUCGAACUGCGACAACGCGCUACAUCACCGUCUAGCCCCACGGCUUCCUGCGUCUAGGAAAAGGGAAACUCCGUCCUUUCCGACGGCUGAUCAGGUUGGUUUCAUAUCGGAAUAAAAAAACUAAAACUAUUUUUUUCAGCACAAUAUUUUCAAGCCCCUUCGAACUGCGACAACGCGCUACAUCACCGUCUAGCCCCACGGCUUUCUGCGUCUAGGAAGAUGGGCGUCCGUCCUUUCCGACGGCUGAUCAGGUGGGUUUCAUAUCGGAAUAAAAAAACUAAAACUAUUUUUUUCAGCACAAUAUUUUCAAGCCCCUCCGAAGUGCGACAACGCGCUCCAUCACCGUCUAGCCCCACGGCUUCCUGCGUCUAGGAAAAGGGAAACUCCGUCCUUUCCGACGGCUGAUCAGGUUGGUUUCAUAUCGGAAUAAAAAAACUAAAAACUAUUUUUCAGCACAAUAUUUUUCAAGCCCCUUCGAACUGCGACAACGCGCUACAUCACCGUCUAGCCCCCACGGCUUCCUGCGUCUAGGAAAAAGGGAAACUCCGUCCUUUCCGACGGCUGAUCAGGUUGGUUUCAUAUCGGAAUAAAAAAACUAAAAACUAUUUUUUUCAGCACAAUAUUUUCAAGCCCCCUUCGAACUGCGACAACGCGCUCCAUCACCGUCUAGCCCCACGGCUUCCUGCGUCUAGGAAGAGGAAACUCCGUCCUUUCCGACGGCUGAUCAGGUUGGUUUCAUAUUGGAAUAAAAACUAAAACUAUUUUUUCAGCACAAUAUUUUCAAGCCCCUUCGAACUGCGACAACGCGCUCCAUCACCGUCUAGCCCCACGGCUUCCUGCGUCUAGGAAGAGGAAACUCCGUCCUUUCCGACGGCUGAUCAGGUUGGUUUCAUAUCGGAAUAAAAACUAAAACUAUUUUUUCAGCACAAUAUUUUCAAGCCCCUUCGAACUGCGACAACGCGCUCCAUCACCGUCUAGCCCCACGGCUUCCUGCGUCUAGGAAGAGGAAACUCCGUCCUUUCCGACGGCUGAUCAGGUUGGUUUCAUAUCGGAAUAAAAACUAAAACUAUUUUUUCAGCACAAUAUUUUCAAGCCCCUUCGAACUGCGACAACGCGCUCCAUCACCGUCUAGCCCCACGGCUUCCUGCGUCUAGGAAGAGGAAACUCCGUCCUUUCCGACGGCUGAUCAGGUUGGUUUCAUAUCGGAAUAAAAACUAAAACUAUUUUUUCAGCACAAUAUUUUCAACCCCCUUCAAACUGCGACCACACGCUCCUCCACCGUCUAGCCUACGGCUUCCUGCGUCUAGGAAGAUGGGCACCCGUCCUUUCCGACGGCUGAUCAGGUUGGUUUCAUAUCGGAAUAAAAAAACUAAAACUUUUUUUUUCAGCACAAUAUUUUCAACCCCCUUUAAACUGCGACCACACGCUCCUCCACCGUCUAGCCUACGGCUUUCUGCGUCUAGGAAGAUGGGCGUCCGUCCUUUCCGACGGCUGAUCAGGUUGGUUUCAUAUCGGAAUAAAAACUAAAACUAUUUUUUCAGCACAAUAUUUUCAAGCCCCUCCGAAGUGCGACAACGCGUUUCUUCAUCGUCUGGCCCUCACGGCUUCCUGCGUCUAGGAAGAGGGAAACUCCGUCCUUUCCGACGGCUGAUCAGGUUGGUUUCAUAUCGGAAUAAAAACUAAAACUAUUUUUUCAGCACAAUAUUUUCAAGCCCCUUCGAACUGCGACAACGCGCUCCAUCACCGUCUAGCCCCACGGCUUCCUGCGUCUAGGAAGAUGGGCACCCGUCCUUUCCGACGGCUGAUCAGGUGGGUUUCAUAUUGGAAUAAAAACUAAAACUAUUUUUUCAGCACAAUAUUUUCAAGCCCCUUCGAACUGCGACAACGCGCUCCAUCACCGUCUAGCCCCACGGCUUCCUGCGUCUAGGAAGAUGGGCACCCGUCCUUUCCGACGGCUGAUCAGGUUGGUUUCAUAUCGGAAUAAAAAAACUAAAAACUAUUUUUUUCAGCACAAUAUUUUCAAGCCCCCUUCGAACUGCGACAACGCGCUCCAUCACCGUCUAGCCCCACGGCUUCCUGCGUCUAGGAAGAGGAAACUCCGUCCUUUCCGACGGCUGAUCAGGUUGGUUUCAUAUUGGAAUAAAAACUAAAACUAUUUUUUCAGCACAAUAUUUUCAAGCCCCUCCGAAGUGCGACAACCCGUUUCUUCAUCGUCUGGCCCCACGGCUUCCUGCGUCUAGGAAGAUGGGAAACUCCGUCCUUUCCGACGGCUGAUCAGGUUGGGUUUCAUAUCGGAAUAAAAAAACUAAAAACUAUUUUUUUCAGCACAAUAUUUUCAAGCCCCCUUCGAACUGCGACAACGCGCUCCAUCACCGUCUAGCCCCACGGCUUCCUGCGUCUAGGAAGAUGGGCACCCGUCCUUUCCGACGGCUGAUCAGGUGGGUUUCAUAUUGGAAUAAAAACUAAAACUAUUUUUUCAGCACAAUAUUUUCAAGCCCCUUCGAACUGCGACAACGCGCUCCAUCACCGUCUAGCCCCACGGCUUCCUGCGUCUAGGAAGAGGGAAACUCCGUCCUUUCCGACGGCUGAUCAGGUUGGUUUCAUAUCGGAAUAAAAAAACUAAAAACUAUUUUUUUCAGCACAAUAUUUUCAAGCCCCUUCGAACUGCGACAACGCGCUCCAUCACCGUCUAG